Messenger RNA from Rhinolophus ferrumequinum (greater horseshoe bat), 1717 nucleotides. It is a transcript of the gene TAF1D, whose product is annotated as TATA-box binding protein associated factor, RNA polymerase I subunit D. The transcript has 10 exons. Gene Ontology annotation, biological process: regulation of DNA-templated transcription. The coding region runs from base 270 to 1070 and encodes 266 amino acids. Gene Ontology annotation, cellular component: RNA polymerase transcription factor SL1 complex; nucleoplasm; nucleus. The record is from RefSeq and is a predicted model, not a curated record. NCBI's taxonomy places the organism in Eukaryota, Metazoa, Chordata, Mammalia, Chiroptera, Rhinolophidae.
CCCACUAUUAAGUGGGUCGCGCAGUUACCUCAGCCUUUUCUUUCGGUCCUUGGAGAGGUGGGUAGAUGUCGGCACGUUGGAGUGCUGAGCCCGGAAGGUUGCUGGGUGCAGACCCCCGAGGCCUGGGCUACAGCCUGCGAGUAGGCUGCGGAGUUCCGUAGUGAGCCGCUCCUUUUUGGUGCAAGCUGACUGCCGACCUGGAUGGAAAUUUGGUUAAAGCAAAGAACAAGUGACAUAUAAUUUUGACUUGGAGAAGAUACAUAUCAAGAAUGGAUUCUCUUGACUAUGUAACAGCAUCUGAUUCAGCUAUGGAAAUUGACAAUCAAAGUGAUAACUCUUCCUCUGGUAGCAGCUUAUUUAAAACUCAGUGUGUUCCUCACUCACCUAAACGGAGGCAAAGAAACACAAUUAGAAAGUUUGUUCAUUCACCUGAAAGUGUUGAAGCAAGAGAUUCAUCUAGUGACUCAUCUUUUGAACCAAGACCAUUGACUUUAAAAGCUAUUUUUGAAAGACUGAAAAAAAAGAAGUAUAAAAAGAGGAAAUAUAAGCCAACGGGAAGACCAAGGGGAAGACCAGAAGGAAGGAAAAACACUAGAAGGUCACAAAUAAAUAAACAAUUUAAAGCUAAAGGACCUGGGUUCCCAUUUUUAGAAUCAGAGAAUGGGAGAAAAUCACUACCUUGGAGAAAAAUUUUAAGCUUUGAGCAAGCAGUGGCAAGAGGAUUUUUUAACUACCUUGAAAAACUGAAGUAUGAAUACCACCUGAAGGAAUCCUUGAAACAGAUGAAUGUUGGUGAAGAUUUAGAAAAAGAAGACCUUGAUAGUCGUAGGUAUAAAUACUUGGAUGACGAUGGAUCUCUCUCUCCUAUUGAAGAGUCAGCAGGAGAGGAUGAGGUUGCAACAAAUCUUGAACAUGAUGACGAAUGUGAUAUUAAAUUGGUGGCGGAUAAUUAUUUCAUAAUAAGUUCUGAAUUCCCAAAGAUGAAUGUAUAUUUAGACCAAGAACUCAGUGAAGAGGCUGCUGUGUUUAAAAAGAAUAAGUCAAAAAGCAUUGGACAGAAGACACAAUGACUUGAAAGAAAUAAUGGGAAUUUGCAUGUCAAACAAGGUAUUGGUAUAUCCCAACGAUCUAGUCUAGGGUGUGAUAGCUUAGGUAAGUUUUAAUUGGUGACAGUGUAAUUUUGGGUUGCCAUUGCAGUUCAGAUGAUGAAUUUAACUGUUCAACUGCUGAAUGAUCCAGACAUGAACUAAAACUUAAUUCUGACAGAACCGAAUAUAGCUCUGUAGGUUUUAGUUUUUAAUCACACACUUGUCAAUCUUUUAUUUGGUAUUUUCUCUGUAGGAGUGAAUAUGAAUUGAACUUAGUCAUGUUUAGAGGGUGUCUGAAAUUAAGAACCAGACAGAUGCAUCUACUCUGACCCAAACCGUGGCCUUAAAGUAAACUGCUUGAAGAAAUUCGGUCCCAAUGAUUACAGGUGGGGGAUUUUUGAACUAUGUCCGUAUUCAACAGAGAUCAAAGAAGCCCAACUAAAAGAAUUAUGGCAAGUUAUUUGUCUUUAUCUUACCAUACCAAAUUAUUUGUCCAAGUAUAAUGUAAUGGUCAUUACCAAGGCUUUUAGAAUGCAGUUUCUCAUUUGCCGUGGACAUGACCACAAAACAUUUUUCCCACUAGGUUUUCUUUCUGCUACGUUGCUAGCAUUCAUCCUAUUGGGAACAUU